Messenger RNA from Spodoptera littoralis (African cotton leafworm), 834 nucleotides. NCBI's taxonomy places the organism in Eukaryota, Metazoa, Arthropoda, Insecta, Lepidoptera, Noctuidae. The record is from the annotation of a GenBank genome assembly.
AUGCUACGGCAACUGUUAUUACCUCCGGUAUUGCUAUUUAUAGCUCUCGGAGUUCCCUCAAACGCACAAAGCGAGGCGCCGGCGACGGGCGCCGCGGGCGCUGCGGGCGCCGGCAGCGCGGCGUCGGUCGGCGACGUGGCGCUGGAGCUCACCUACUACGACGUGGGCCGCGCCUUCUCCUUCAACUGCACCAUCCCGCGCACCGCGGACGCCGGCGGCUUCGUCUGGAGGAAGAACGGCACCGUGGUGUCGGAAGUGUGGGACCUGAACGAGCGGUACAAGCUGGAGGAGGGCGGCGCCGUGUUCCGCCUCAGCGGACGCUCCGCCGAGGACGACUUCGGCAACUACACCUGCGCCCUCGGCGGCGCCGCGCCCGCGCAGGGCUGGGAACUACGCGGACGCCCGUACGCCAAGCUGCCCGCCAAUACUAACGUCGUCGAAGGACAGAAACUGAAGCUCGUCUGCAGGGUGGUGGGCAAGCCGUACCCCGAGGUGAAGUGGACGGUGGCCAACUCGUCGGAGGAGGGCAACGCGACCGACGUGACGCUGGCGCUGGGCGCGCGCGCCGUGCUGGCGCGCUCGGAGCAGGGCGUGGCGGGCGCCGAGCUGGUGCUGGAGGCGGCGCAGCGCGCGGACGCCGGCGUGUACUCGUGCGUGGCGGCCGACGGGCUGGCCGCCACCACGCUGCGCGUCAAGGACAUGUACGCGGCGCUGUGGCCCUUCCUGGGCAUCUGCGCCGAGGUGUUCGUGCUGUGCGCCAUCAUCCUGGUGUACGAGAAGCGGCGCACCAAGCCCGAGCUGGACGACUCGGACACGGACAACCACGAGCAGUGA